CCCGGUGCAGGUAUACCAUUCUUAAGGUCAAUACAGACAUGAUUAUUUAAGUGGAAUACGUGAAUUUUGGAAGGAAUUAGAUAAAUACCUUUUAGAAUUUCAAAACUUGAUUGAACUAUGGCAUAUUUGCUGCCCAAAUUACUGCCAUUCUGUAGAAGUGGAAUUUUGGGGAAAACAUUCACUGAACGCCAUCAGCAAAAGGUGCAUCAAUAUGCUACAAGGCUAUGCAAUUCCUUGCAGUACCAUACUGUAACAAGACGUGACACGAACGUUGAUUCCACUACUGAAAGGCAGUCAGGGUUGCUUCAAAGUUUGAAGACAUCGGUUGUACAUACACAGGCGGCAAGUUUGUACCAUGAAUCUAGAGGCAAGCUGGAGGACAGGCUGUUCGAUUGUUUGUGCGAAGACAGUCAAGUGUUGUCCAUCUCCAAAUUUAAGAAGGCCAUUAUAUCUACAGGUCUGAGAGAGACUGACCCACGCCUUGCUGACUGUAUGCUGAACUUCACAAAGAUAACAAACGCUGAAAAUGGAGUUGCUUACAGCGACCAUGGUCCAGCCGUAGACAGGGAAACAUUCAAAAAAUGUAUUGCACCAAACAUAGUGCUGAUCACGAAUGCGUUCCGUAACCAGUUUGUGGUUCCCGAUUUCGAUCACUUCUGCAAGAAUAUCGAUCAGAUGUUCUUGCAUUGUCGUGACCAGACAGGUGGAAAGGUUGCAACGUACAUUCCACAGCUGGCGAGGUACAGUCCAGACAAGUGGGGAGUGUCCUUGUGUACCGUCGAUGGUCAGAGGUACUCCAAUGGCGAUUUUCAAGUGCCUUUCAGUCUGCAGUCAGUGUCCAAACCCCUUACGUACGCAAUGGCUCUUGAUGAACUCUCGCCAAGCGUUGUGCACAAGUACGUCGGCCAGGAGCCUAGUGGUGUGUCGUUUAACAGUAUUUCACUCGACUACAAUGACAAGCCCCACAAUCCGAUGAUAAACGCGGGUGCCAUCUGCGUUAGCUCACUUCUAAAACAGGAUCUCGAUCCGGCUGAUAGGUUUGCUUAUGCGACUUCGGUAUUAAACAGACUUACCGGUGGGGAACAUCUCGCUUUCAACAAUUCAGUGUUUUUAUCUGAGCGUGCGACUGCAGACAGAAACUUUGCCUUGGCGUACUACAUGAGUGAGAAAAGGUGUUUUCCGAAAGGAUCUAAUUUAAUGGAGAUUCUAGAUUUCUAUUUCCAAAUGUGUUCCCUAGAGGUGACGUGUGAGUCAGGGGCAGUUAUAGCGGCCACUCUUGCCAACGGGGGGAUAUGUCCUAUAACUGGUGACAAAGUAUUGUCUGCUUCGUCCGUUCGUGACACUCUCUCCCUCAUGUUUUCGUGUGGCAUGUACGACUAUUCCGGGCAUUUCACUUUCAAGGUUGGGCUCCCAGCAAAGUCGGGUGUGUCGGGUGUCAUAUUGAUAGUUGUGCCCAAUAAGAUGGGCUUCUGUACAUGGAGCCCGGCCCUGGACAAGUGGGGUAACAGCACGAGAGGCGUCUAUUUUGCAGAGGACCUGGUGGCUAAGUUUAACUUCCAUCACUAUGACAACCUGAAGUUCACAGCAAAGAAGAUAGAUCCGUGUAUUCAGAAAAUUGAAUCUCGUGCGUCUGGAGUUGUUGGGCUGCUGUUUAGUGCUUACACCUGUGAUGUGUCAGCGUUGAGAAGGUUCGCUCUCAGUGACCUAGAUAUGGAUCAGGCGGACUACGACGGGCGCACCGCUCUUCACAUUGGGUCUGCUGAGGGCCAUGAGCCUGUUGUGAACUUCCUCAUCAAUAAGUGCAAGUGUAACCCAAAUGUUAAGGACAGGUGGGGAUGUACUCCCCUGGAUGAUGCUGUGAGGUUUGGCCACAACAAGGUGAUUGAUAUACUGGAGGAAGCCAUGAAUCAAUACAACGCUAACGAAAAAAUCGACAGAAGUUUCGCGGCCAUCGAUAGCGUGGCUUACCACGAUAUCGCCCUUAAGACUGUGAAUACCGUUGAAGAUGCGUCCGAACACGAAUUAAAUGGCACGGAGGGUGACAAAAAUGAUAUGUAAUGUUUUAAGUAACACAAAAAAACAUUCAACGUUAUAAAGAAUGUCUUAAGUUGUACUUGGGACAUAUGAAUGAUUUCUUUUAUGGAGGGUCGACCUUAAAAUUGAGUCUGUUUGAAUGGCCUGAACCAGUCUGUUAAGUUCACCAGAAAAAAAGUUAUUAUCAGAGCAUUGAAGUCAUUAUCGGUGUUGUCAAAAAUUAGCCUUAUAUUUUUCUCGAAUUGAUAGCUAGUAUAUGGCCGCAAAUUCCCAAGUUACAAACAAAAAUGGAAAAAAAUAUCGCUUACUUUUUGAAUCUGUUCACAAAUCAUAUGCUUUUGUUUUCUUUUGAUCAUUAAAGUCAAAUGAGUUAAGCAUGAUAAUGCAUUAUUAAAUAAAAAAAAAUAGUCAUACUAACUUUUGCAUCAACCUUAUAGUGCGCGGCUUUCGCAAAUAUUAGACCCUUGGGAGACAAUCUACAACUAGCACUUUACAUAACUGUCAUUUCCAGGGUAAGAUGUAAUUCUGUGUGUCCAUCGAUCCAGUGGCCGUCUUUUCUGUAGAUUUGUUUUAUAUAGUGUAGAGCAGAUUGAAGAUAUUUUGUUAAAAUCUUUGUUGUAAUAAAUCACUUCAGUUAAACCUUGCCUUAUCAAGGUCAAGUUGCACACUGUAGUCACACAUAUUUAGAUGCCAACAAAAUGGUUGUGAAAUGAUGCACCUAUCAACAGGUGCUGCUAGCAUUCGGGGAACGACUCGGCCAUUUCAACUGAAGUCUACCUCGGAAAACCUCAGAUGUAUGCCGGUACAUCAGUAGAAGCAGUUUGUCAAAUUUUAAAUAAUGGUAGAAACAUGGUGUGGUGUUUUAUCGUGUAUCUUGUAUUAUUUAAUUUAAACUGAUUGCCAGCGAAGUGAGUUAUAGCAUAAAUGAUUUCCAGGGGUAAAGUAAUAGAGUUUGACUUAAUUAAAAUUACUACGCGAUCCACUUGCAGAGUAGAUAAAUAUAACGAUUUAUGACAUUGUAAACCGUCCAUAUACAUCCGAGGUUAUAUUCGAUGGAAAAUGGCCGAGGUGUUCCGAAUGGUGCGCCUAGCACACCCAGGGGACCUAAACAUACUGACUUGUAUUCCAAAUACCCUUUUUUCAAAAUCCUUGGAGGUGUUGCAGACUUAAAAAGUUCGAUGCAAAAAAAUUGGCCCCGUUUCCCAGGUGGCAGUCUCAUCCGCGCCUGUCAAUAUUUCUCCUGGCGGGAUUUCACAAGUCACCUGUAGGAUUCCCCGUCCCCUCGGGCUGGGGGAAAACAUUGACAGGUGCACGAUUUGGUAUCCAAAGUUUUGUUUGUUGAUUUGUCCAUUGCAUACCGGUAUGAAAUUAUUACUAGUAUGUAUUUACACUGUUGCAUUUUGUUGAGAGCUUCACAUUACAAGAUUAAUCACAAUGUAAUAUAUAUAUAUAUAUAUAACAAGGCUCAUUUGCAACAAUACCUUUUUACUUUAUUAUUAAUAUCUUAUUAUGCUGGUGUUCCUGUGUAUCUCUGUUGUUAAUAAUUCUUGAUUUACUACAAGGCCAACACAAUAUAAUAGAUUCUUUGUUUAGCGUCCGAUUGUAAUGUCUUAAUUUUUAAUAAGCACAGGGCCCAAUUAUUCGAUUCUCCUACAACAGAAUUUUAAGCUAAGCUCACUAUAAUUGUUUUCUAUGAUAUACGUAAUAUUUACUUCAUUAAGAGUUUUAGACUUUAAAUAUUACUGUAUGGUUGGUUGUGCUAUUCUUUCCUAAUAUUGUUUUAUUAUGCAUGUUUUUUAUGAUAAAUAUUUCUAUGUUCAAAUGAAUCUCAUUUACAUUUUAACUUUAAACCAUACAAAAGAUAGUAUCAUGUUGGUUCUUUUUUUACACAAUAAGCUUAUUUGAUUUUUAAACAAACAGUCAAGGUAUUCUAAAAGACAUCUUCCACGGCAGCAAAGAUAAAAAACUUCUGCUGGGCCUGUAACUUAAUGACUUUUUUGAGAUAUUCGCAUGAAACUUUGUACACAUGUAGCCAUUGAUAAUUGUACAGUGACUUAGAAAAACAGGCGAUUGUUGGUACCCUUCUUUAAUUAUCUUACCUGUUUUACAUUAGUUUAUUGUCUUAACCAGGACUUAUAAUCAUUGAAUCAAAGAAUGUAUUCUGUUUGUUUACAUUAAUAAAACG
Messenger RNA from Mya arenaria, 4219 nucleotides. RefSeq names its product glutaminase liver isoform, mitochondrial-like. NCBI's taxonomy places the organism in Eukaryota, Metazoa, Mollusca, Bivalvia, Myida, Myidae. Bases 118 to 2058 code for a protein of 646 amino acids. The transcript has 16 exons. Gene Ontology annotation, molecular function: protein binding; glutaminase activity. Gene Ontology annotation, biological process: L-glutamine catabolic process. The record is from RefSeq and is a predicted model, not a curated record.